ACAAACACUGUGUUUUACUGUUUUUUUUCGUUGCUUUUAUUUUUUUUUAUAAUUCGCAAAAAAAAGCUUUCUCUCUCUAGAAACUCACUUUCUCUCUCUUCUGCAACUGAUUCUCUCAGAUCAGAGCUCCUUACCUUCUCUCUCCGUGUCUCUCUCCAUUUUCGUUUCUCCGCCGCACUCUGUCGCCGAGAUUUUCGUCUCCGCCGCGCCGACGCGAGCUCGACGACGCUUGGAUCACCGGAAUCUGCGGAGUUACGCGAUCGAAUUGUUCUUCCGUGACCUAGGAGCUUUCUUUCAGCUUCGGAGCUAGCUUCGGAGUACGCUUCGAGCUGAGUUUGAGCUUCGGAGCUGUGUGGAGCAGUGUUCUGGUGCGGUGAGGUGCUCGAUGGAGCCGUGAAUCAUGAUGGAUUUGGUGCUGGAGCUGUUUCAGAUUGCGAAUUUGGGAGUUUAGUGAGGGUUUUUUGUUCGGAAUCUCCGUUCGAAUUGAUGAAUGGAAGGGUUCGGGUACGAAAAUGGUUGAAUGCGAGAUUGGUGUUUAGAAUUUGAGGAGCCAAACAAAAAAGAAGUUUCUAAUUAGUUUCUUUUUGUUUUCAUUUUCUUGCUUCAAAUUUUGGCUUUGGAUGAUGUCACGUACUGGUAGAAUGACUUCGGAUCUUAGCAGAACCGGUGCUGUAGAACGAGACAUUGAGCAGGCUAUUACUGCUUUAAAGAAAGGAGCUUACCUGCUCAAGUAUGGAAGAAGGGGGAAGCCCAAGUUUUGCCCGUUCCGGCUUUCCAAUGAUGAAUCUGUUUUGAUAUGGUUCUCAGGGAAAGAAGAGAAGCACCUUAAACUGAGCCAUGUGUCUAGAAUUAUAUCUGGACAACGCACGCCUAUCUUUCAAAGGUAUCCACGGCCUGAAAAGGAAUACCAGUCAUUUUCUCUUAUCUACAAUGAUAGGUCACUGGACUUGAUUUGCAAAGAUAAAGAUGAAGCUGAAGUUUGGUUUAGUGGUUUAAAAGCAUUAAUUUCACGUAGUCAUCACCGAAAAUGGAGGACAGAGUCAAGAAGUGAUGGUAUUCCAUCUGAAGCUAAUAGUCCUAGAACAUACACCAGAAGAAGUUCUCCCAUGAAUUCUCCAUUUGGUAGUAAUGAAAGCUUGCAAAAGGAUAGUGGGGAUCACCUUCGGCUUCACAGUCCUUAUGACAGCCCUCCUAAAAAUGGUUUAGAUAAAGCAUUAUCUGAUGUGAUGUUGUAUGCUGUCCCACCAAAAGGUUUCUUCCCUCCAGAUUCUGCAAGUGCUUCAGUCCACUCUGUGUCAUCUGGAGGAUCAGAUAGUAUGCAUGGUCACAUGAAGACAAUGGGUAUGGAUGCUUUUAGAGUUAGUCUAUCAAGUGCUGUUAGCUCAUCUAGCCAAGGUUCUGGUCAUGAUGAUGGCGAUGCUUUAGGGGAUGUUUUCAUUUGGGGGGAAGGUACAGGUGAUGGUGUUCUGGGCGGUGGGACUCAUCGAGUUGGGAGUUCUUUGGGUGUAAAAAUGGACUCUCUUUUUCCAAAAGCCUUGGAAUCUGCAGUAGUUCUUGAUGUACAGAAUAUUGCCUGCGGUGGACGACAUGCGGCCUUAGUGACCAAACAAGGUGAAAUUUUCUCUUGGGGGGAAGAAUCAGGAGGUAGGCUUGGGCAUGGUGUUGAUUCUGAUGUUCUCCAUCCAAAGCUUAUCGAAACUUUAAGCAAUACAAAUAUUGAACUUGUAGCUUGUGGGGAAUAUCAUACAUGUGCUGUGACGCUUUCUGGUGAUCUUUAUACAUGGGGUGAUGGCACAUACAAUUAUGGUCUUCUGGGGCAUGGUAAUCAAGUGAGCCACUGGGUCCCAAAAAGAGUAAAUGGCCCCCUGGAGGGCAUACAUGUUUCAUCUAUUUCUUGUGGACCGUGGCACACUGCUGUCGUAACCUCUGCUGGGCAAUUGUUUACUUUUGGUGAUGGUACAUUUGGUGUUUUGGGUCAUGGAGAUCGUAAAAGUGUUUCAUUACCUAGGGAAGUAGAGUCCCUCAAGGGUCUUCGUACUGUCCGGGCUGCUUGUGGUGUUUGGCAUACUGCUGCAGUUGUGGAAGUCAUGGUUGGAAAUUCUAGUUCCAGCAACUGCUCUUCAGGGAAGCUGUUCACUUGGGGUGAUGGAGACAAAGGUCGACUUGGGCAUGGUGAUAAGGAAGCAAAACUUGUUCCAACCUGUGUUGCAGCCCUGGUUGAACCCAAUUUCUGUCAGGUUGCUUGUGGACAUAGUCUGACUGUUGCGCUUACCACCUCUGGGCAUGUCUAUACAAUGGGUAGUCCUGUCUAUGGUCAGUUGGGAAAUCCUCAAGCUGAUGGGAAGCUACCAAGCCGUGUUGAAGGAAAGCUUUCAAAGAGUUUUGUGGAGGAGAUUGCUUGUGGUGCAUAUCAUGUUGCAGUUUUAACUUCAAGGACAGAAGUUUACACAUGGGGUAAGGGUGCAAAUGGUCGUUUAGGCCAUGGGGAUACAGAUGACAGAAAUGUCCCAACAUUAGUAGAAGCAUUGAAAGACAAACAGGUCAAAAGUGUUGCUUGUGGUACUAAUUUCACUGCAGCUAUCUGUCUACAUAAGUGGGUAUCUGGUGUUGACCAGUCUAUGUGUUCUGGUUGUCGUCUUCCAUUUAAUUUCAAAAGAAAACGUCACAAUUGUUAUAAUUGUGGACUUGUUUUCUGUCAUUCAUGUAGCAGUAAGAAAUCUCUUAAGGCUUCAAUGGCACCAAACCCCAACAAACCUUAUCGCGUCUGUGACAACUGUUUUAAUAAACUAAGGAAAUCUAUGGAAACUGAUUCUUCAUCCCAUUCUUCUGUGAGCAGAAGAGGAAGUAUCGUUCCAGGGUCACUUGAGUUAAUUGAUAAGGAUGAUAAAAUGGAUUCAAGAUCUCGUAGUCAACUUGCUAGGUUUUCUUCAAUGGAGUCCUUGAAGCAAGUGGAUAGUAGAUCUUCUAAAAAAAACAAGAAGUUGGAAUUCAACAGUAGUCGCGUCUCUCCUGUUCCAAAUGGGGGUUCACAAUGGGGAGCACUGAAUAUUUCUAAAUCUUUUAAUCCUGUUUUUGGAUCAUCAAAGAAGUUCUUCUCAGCAUCUGUUCCUGGAUCUAGAAUUGUUUCCCGAGCAACAUCUCCAAUAUCUAGACGACCUAGUCCACCACGUUCAACUACUCCAACUCCAACACUGGGAGGUCUUACUUCCCCAAAGAUAGUUGUGGAUGAUGCUAAGAGGACCAAUGAUAGCCUCAGUCAGGAGGUUAUUAAAUUAAGACAGCAGGUGGAAAACCUGACUAGGAAAGCGCAACUUCAAGAAGUUGAGUUGGAAAGGACAACCAAACAGCUAAAAGAUGCUAUAGCAAUUGCUGGAGAGGAAACUGCGAAGUGCAAAGCAGCAAAGGAAGUGAUCAAAUCUCUUACCGCUCAGUUGAAGGACAUGGCUGAGAGGCUACCUGUAGGAGCAGCUAGGAAUGUCAAAUCGCCUUCUCUUGCUUCCAUUGGUUCCAAUGAGCUUAGCUAUGCUUCCAUUGAUCGAUUGAAUCUUCAAGCAACAAGCCCAGAAGCAGAUUUAACUGGAUCAAAUAAUCAGUUGCUUUCAAAUGGAUCCAGCACUGCCAGCAACCGUAGUAGUGCUGGUCACAAUAAACAGAACCAGUCAGAGGUAACUAACAAAAAUGGGAGCAGAACAAAGGAGAGCGAAUCCCGGAGUGAGAAUGAAUGGGUUGAGCAAGAUGAACCUGGUGUAUAUAUUACACUCACCUCCCUUCCUGGAGGCGUAAUAGAUCUUAAGAGAGUUCGCUUCAGGUAUUAAUGCAUUAUAGAAAAUGCCCUUCUAUCAACUGACAGCACUCAUUUGCCUUUUCCUC
Messenger RNA from Arachis duranensis, 3870 nucleotides. RefSeq names its product PH, RCC1 and FYVE domains-containing protein 1. NCBI's taxonomy places the organism in Eukaryota, Viridiplantae, Streptophyta, Magnoliopsida, Fabales, Fabaceae. Gene Ontology annotation, molecular function: metal ion binding. Bases 621 to 3815 code for a protein of 1064 amino acids. The transcript has 8 exons. The record is from RefSeq and is a predicted model, not a curated record.